Penicillium soppii is the source of this 726-nucleotide messenger RNA. RefSeq names its product demethoxyubiquinone hydroxylase family protein. The record is from RefSeq and is a predicted model, not a curated record. NCBI's taxonomy places the organism in Eukaryota, Fungi, Ascomycota, Eurotiomycetes, Eurotiales, Aspergillaceae. The coding region runs from base 1 to 726 and encodes 241 amino acids. Gene Ontology annotation, cellular component: mitochondrial inner membrane. Gene Ontology annotation, biological process: ubiquinone biosynthetic process. The transcript has a single exon. Gene Ontology annotation, molecular function: 3-demethoxyubiquinol 3-hydroxylase activity.
AUGGCUUUACCUAUUAUGCGCCGAAGUGCGCUUGCAUCCUGUCGCAAGACACCGUCUCCUGUUAUCCUCGACUUUCUUGUCCCGUCAAAAUUGAAACACAGCCAAUGUCGGAACGCUUCAACCGCCACCUCCGGUGAGCCCAAACCUCGAUAUGUUCUCAGUAAAGAACAGCGAGAGUUCAUGGACAGCGCUCUCCGCGUCAACCAAGCCGGUGAGCUUGCUGCGACGUUGAUUUAUACUGCUCAAACACCCCAAAUCGUCCGAUCUUACCCGCACCUCCGGCCCUUGAUGAAGCACAUGUACGACCAAGAAGCAGGACACCUUAAAACAUUCAAUCACUUGAUCGCGAAACAUCAAAUUCGACCGACGGCAAUGUACCCAGCGUGGGAAGUGGCAGCCACUUUCUUGGGCUGGUCCACUGCAGCAUUGGGUCGCGAGGCGGCAAUGGCUUGCACCGAAGCUGUCGAGACUGAAAUCGGAUCCCACUACAAUGACCAAGUAAGAGAGAUUCUGUCCUGGGAGGCAGAUGCUGCAAGACGGGGGGAGGAGCUGGAUGAUGAACUUAAGGAGAUGCUGGCCACAUUCCGGAGGAUUCGCGAUGAGGAACUAGAACAUCUCGACCACGCCGUGGCCAAUGAUUCUAAGGAAGCGAAGCCCUACGAUCCACUCGUUGAUGUAAUUCGAUUUGGUUGCCGGACUGCUAUCAAGAUCAGUGAGAAGAUCUGA